ACACGUCACAGAAGUCUCGUACCAUAAACAGUUCACGUGUUUACGUUACCACACGUAGUAGUAUAGUGUCCCUUCGAAAUUACUGCCGAUCAAGUCGACGUAGUGCCCGUUGCAAGAUUAUGAGCUCGUGCUGACGAGGUUGCAAGAACCUAGCAAGCAUUUUCUUCGCCUCCGAACCUCCCUGACGAAUUUCUGAGUAGGUUGCAACUCGCAUUUCUUUGUUAGGUUCCGCUAGCGCUAUCGUCGUACAGUCCCGAACGGGAAACGGAGUCCCUUGAGGUUGUCAUAGAAUGGAUAAAAACAAAGGGAUCGAUUUCGAUGAGACCGAUCAUGUGGAAAGACGCUUAGCCUUCUGUCAUAACAUCGUCGGUCCGAGCCAGGGUAUGACAGGUGAAGACGGCCUGUUUCCAAGCAAUAGUUCUUCUGUCAAUCGAUCUCCAUCAGCUGAGAAGCACGGGAAAAACAACAAUCAUCCCGAGCAGAGAGACGAAGAAAAUGAGGACGUGAAUGGUGAUAAUGAACCAGAAGCGAACCAGGAUGAUCAAGAGCCGGACGAGGGUCACGAGCCGGAAACCGAUACUGAUCAAGAUCUAGAGCAAGAUCCAGAGCAAGGCAACGAGACAGAUCCCGAGUUUUCGUCCGCGUUAGAAGACGCGCUCCAGCAUGAGGACGUGUCAUCGACCAUGCUUCUUUCGCACAGGUCAUUCGCGUUUUUGUCGCGGACACGUGGCAGGCGGCCACUGGUGGAGGACAUUCAGCCGUGGCUUCUGAGCAAGCGAGCCGCUUGGCGUGCGAGGCAACGAGCCUAUCGCCUCGGCUACGUGGUGUCAUCUCUCUCCCCAACGACCUCCUCUGCCUCUCAACUCGACCUUAUAACGAAGGGCGCUGAGAGCGACUCGCUCUCUCCUCCGCCUCCUGGCAUUCGCCGAAGUCACAGCAUCAGUGAGACGAGCAAGCCGGGACUGCAUCCCUUCCCCUGCCCACAGUCUCAUGGCUCUGGUUCCGGUUGUUCUUGUAACGGUGCCUUGGCAAUCAGGCUCCCGGAAUUCCAGCGUCCGGGGAGGCUGGAGGGCGUCUUGAAGGAGGAAGGAGAGGAGGGGGAGAGUGUGUGUGAGAGAGAGGAGGGAAGUGCAUGUGUUGGGCGGAGUGAGGAAGGCGACAAAAUGGGCAGCAGCAGGGACGAGAUUGGAGGAAGUGAAACGGGUGGUAAUGAGAAUGCUGGUGACGAGACGAGUGGUGGUGAGAUGCUACCGCCCCCAGGUGGAGCCUCCCCCAUUGGCAUCAGCUCUAUCUCCAGACCGUCUAUGGGGGGAAUGGUAGCAGAGGAUGACGUUCUAAUGAGGGCCUCCUGGCCUAUGGCUGAUGGUGUGACUAUGUGGGAUUGUUACAGUCAGGGGACUGCUGGAGGAUGGAGUAAGGAGCCAGGGCUAGCCAGUAGGGUCGUGCCAGGUGGCCCAGGUGGAACGGGCGGAGGGAGUGGAGUGACGGAGAGAGGGGAUGCGAGAGCAUGUGUGAUUGGAGAGGAUCAGGUGCAAGACGUAAGGCAUGAUCCUUCCAAGUUAGGCGCAGAUGGCAGUAGCAGUUUAGAGGAGCAGCCCAAUAACCAUGAGGGGGUGCUCGUGCGUCCACCAUGUGGGAAGGGAGUGGAGGUAGAUAGUGCUCCCAUGCGUGCGGCUGCUGCUAACGUGCCCGCCGCCGCCGCCGCCGCCGCCGCUGCUGCUGCUGAUGCUGCUGAUCCUACUCCCCUUCCUCCUGUUCCUGCUCCUGAUUCAUCCAGCGUCGCUGUUUCGCCGCCUGUAGCUGCUGUUGUAGUGGGGCCAGGGAGAGUUGAGGGGCAGGGUGAAGAAGCGGAGGCGAAAGGGGAAACCUGCAGAGGGAAUGGGGAGGUGAAACAGGGUGAGACGCUGUCCGAGCCCCCAGUAGGAACGGCAGACGAAAACCUUGAGUCACGCGAACGGCAGUUUGAUGGUGCUUUUGAUGGUGCUGCUGCUGCUGGUGUUGGGACUGGAGCUGCUGCUGCUGCUGCUGCUGCUGCUGGUGUUCGUGCCGGUGCUGGUGUUCGUGCCGGUGCUGGUGCUGGUGCCAGUGCUGGUGUUGGCCUUGAUCUUGGUCAUAGCGUUGGUGCUGCCGCCACAGCUAUGGCUGCCGUUGGUGGUGAUGGUGUUGAUGACGUCUGUAAGGGGCUCGACGAGGCUCGGCUCGCCGAGGCUGGCAAGAUGGAGGCUCGGAUGCACGAGUACAGAUGCUUGGAUUGGAAGCAGCAGCUGGGGAGGGCUGCUGAGCUGGACGUCCGCGUGGGCGGAUUUGAUUGGUCGGACCUCGUAGCACUGUACCGCACUGAGGUGGGAGGAGAGGGUAGCUCGGCUGUAGCAGGAGGAGUAGGAGGAGGAGGAGGUGGGGGAGGAGGGGGAGAGGGAUUGCCUGACGCACCUGUGAUUGAGAAGAGCGGUAGUGUGGAGGUGACCGUCAACUCUGGUGGAAUCGUGUAUUUCGCACUGUUCCGCCAGCGGCCCGAGCCAGGCCCAAAAGGGGACGAAUCCGGCCACAGAAGAGCGGACGGCGAAGCAGCUGAAGCUGAGACAAGGGCCAUUGGGGCACCCCAAAAUGCGUCUCAGAUCCGAGACAACAGAGGGGUAGGAGCUAGACGAGAGUGGAUGGACCCCCAACCUCAACUAGCCGCAGCGUGCAUCAAGUUUGCUGGAUCGCGCAUCGUCACGCAGUCGGAGCGAUUUGGAGCUGAGCUGGCCAUGCACCUUGGGAUCGCCACGCCCCAGGUGCGAGUGGUGCACAGAGGAAAUCACGGCAGGAGCAGCACGCACAGCAGCCCAAUCCUCUGUAGCAACAGCAACACCAACACCAACACCGACAGCAGUAGCACCACCAUCACUGGAAGAAGGAGGGCGACAGUAGCGACCGGCAGCCCAGCUUCUCUGGCUGCUUCUGCUGCGUGGAAUUCGCCUCUCCCCACCUGUAGUGCUGACCGCAGCGCCGACCCUUUCACGCUGGAUAAGGAAAAUCUGCAGCAGGGCUUUUCAGGCCGAAUGGAGCGGUCCGUUUUGGCCAAUGACCCAUCCUGGUCUGCCCAUGAGCUUGCAGUGCAGCAGACCAGGGAGUGGGAGGAGGUGCUGAGCCGAUGCUUCCUGCUCAUGGGGCAUGUGAAGGGGCAAUCUUUUGUCUCCUGCCCACGAGACGAGCUUUUCCCUGAUCAAUCUGCCCGGGAAAAAACAGCGCACUCAUUGGGCCGCGUGCUUCUGCUAGAUAUUAUGUUGAGGAACGAUGACCGGUUACCCUGCCCGGAACUGGGCUGGAGGGGUAACCGCGGCAACAUUCUAUGCUCCGACCGGCCGUUACUGAAGGCGUGGGAGAGAGAAGAGAAGUUGAAGGAGGGGGAGGGGGGAAAGGGAAUGGGUGCUGAAUUAGAAUCUAGGAGGCAAGGGGAAUUAAGGAGGGAGGGUCGAGGACGAGGAAGCGGAGAGAGGGGGAGGGGGAGGGGAAGGGGAAGGGGGCGAGGCAGAGGUAGAGGUCGAUCUCAUAGUGAAACGAAAGAGGCUUCCGGCUUUCCAAGUGCCAUAUCAAAGCACUCCAUUGUGGGGAAUAUCCUACCACUUUCACAGCAGCAGCAGCCGCAGCAGCAGCAGCAGCAGCAGCUGAAGCAGCCUGCAAGUCAGGGGUUAAAGCAGCAGCCAGUGGGGCAAGAGGCACCACAGACGCCGCAGCAGGUAGUGGGUCAGGAGGCACAUCAGCUUCUGGUGGGGCAGGAGGUGGUGGUGAUAGAUUCGUCCAUCUGCCGCCGCGUGCCACCCAGCCUGGCGGAGCACGACCGGGACGCCAUCCCCCGCCUCGUGCAGCUGCUGCUGCAUGACCCCUGCUUCGCCGCCCACACGCUCUUCCACGCCUCCUUCGGGGCACUGGGCCAGUUGGGCGAGCCCACUCCAGGCCAUGUGCAAUCAACUCCCACCCAUGGGGUCGUGGCUCCCGGCCCGAUGUGUGCUGCCGAGGAUGGUUUUCCUUCCGCCUCUUUCUCAUCGUCGUUGUCGUUUUCAUCCUCGCUAGAAUCAUCCUCGUUUGGCUCGUCUGACUCAUUGCCUCCCAGUGCUUCUGGGACAGGUCUGGCUGCUGCUGCUACAGCAGCUUCUACAGGUGGUGGUGCUGCUGCUGCUGCUGCUGCUGGUGCUACAGGAUCCUUCCCAGCUGUUAUUGAAGCUGGAAUGGCUCUAGAGAGGUCUGCUUAUGCUACAGAAUGUGUAACCGCCCCCUCCGCUCCGACCAGCACCAUUCCCGCAACCAUCGCCGUAACUACCACCACCACCAGCAUCACCACCACCACUAUCACAACCACUGAGUCCGGCGCCACAAGUAUCGCCACAAUCAGCAGUACCAGCGGCACCACCACCACCAGCAGCACCACCACCAGCAGUACCAGCAGCACCACCACCAGCAGUACCACCAGCAGCACCACCAGCAGUACCAGCAGCAGCACCAGCAGCAGCUUAUCCAGUCAAAGGUCUACCAUUGCUCAGUUAGCAGCAGCUGCGCACCCCCCUGUGUCCCCAGAAACCCGUGCGUUCCAGCAGGGGUUUAGGGAAGCAGUGGAGGAGAUGCGCCGCGUGCAGCGCACGCUAUCUGCCCUGCACUCGCGGCUGGACGACAUGCUGAGAGCGUUCCUGGCGUUUGUGACUUCGGUGCCUGAGCUGGACGGGGGAGGGGAGGGUGGGCGAGGCGGGGAGUGCGGGAGAGGAGGGGAGAAUGGGAGCGGAGGGGAGAAUGGGAGCGGAGGGGAGAAUGGGAGCGGAGGGGAGAAUGGGAGCGGAGGGGAGAAUGGGAGCGGAGGGGAGAAUGGGAGCAGUGGGGGUAGAAUUGGGUAUGGUGGUAGAAGGGGCAGUGCCGCCAAGGAGGAGAGGGCUGGAGGCGAGGGAGGAGAUGGGGAGAAGGCAGGAGGAGGAGGAGGCAGCAGGAGAGAAGGAGAGGGCGUAGGCGGAAGGGGGGAGCUGGUAGAUAUAAACACAACAACCCCGUUUCCUUUCCGCAAGGGGUCUCGCAUUCUCUCCCCAUCCUCCGUCCACAGGCCACGGCUCGACAGCAGCAGCAGCAGAGGCUGUGAUGGCAGCAGUAGAGCCUGCAGCAGCAGCAGCGGAUGUGAGGGCAAUGAUGCCAGCAGCAGUGGUAACGGUGGUGGCUUUGGCCAUAACAGUGGCGCUGGCUGUGCCGGGUGGGUAGGACCCGCUGCAAGACGAUCCUCGCCGUCCAUCUCAUGCCGCACUGCGCACAUCUCUGCGAGUAGACUGGACUUUGGGAAUGCCGGUGUGGGGGGGACGCGCGACAGCCGAGAAAACGGUGGUGGUGGUAGUAGUAGCAAUGGCGAUUGUGGUGGUGGUGGUAGUCGAGUCGAUUUUGGCAGCAGCGGGAAUUGUAAUGGCGACCCUAAGGACAGCAUGGAGGGUGCUACUGCUAGAGAGCUAAAUGCCCCAACUGCAGCACAGAGGGCUACCGACAAUGCUGAGAAGACACCUGUCAUGGAUGGAGGUGUCCGCUGCUCCGAACUUCUCCCUCCACCUCCUCCCUUUCUCUCACCUGUUCCCGAAGCCGACCCGAUCUCCCCAGACUCCGCCCCUCCUUUUGAGUCGACUCAAAAGUCGUCUCCUCCACCUCCUCCCUCCCUUUCACCUGUUCCUGAGGCCGACCCGGUCUCCCCUGAUUCCGCGCCUCCCUCAGCCACUGCUGCAGUAGCCAGAACCACAGCAACAGCAUCUCCUUCCACGUCAUCAGCAGCCCAUACCACGUCAUCAUUGUCUCGCGACUCGUCCGUUGCAUCUGCCAAGGCCAGCAGGUCCCUACGGCUGUCCUUUACCCACCCUUCUUCCACGUCGGCAGAGGAACCACUAGAAAGUUCUUCCAAAGAACCGCCCCAUGAUCUACCCUCCCCAGUAACACCUUCCCCUCGCACUGCCAACAAUCACAGUAACGAUCUGUGGUCCCCUCACACUCCCAGGGAGUUCGAAUCCUCUCUAAACUCCUCCCCUCAGGUCCCCCUCUCGCCCCGCGCUCCCCUCUCCCCUCACGCACCUCUCUCCCCCGAAGCUUCUCCCUCUAACAAAUCCCCCCCUUCCUCCAUUCCCCCGUCUCCUAGUGAAGACUCCUACUCUCAGCACGUUAUGAGGCGGAUAUCACCUCCCCCAAUCAUGCCUCCCUCUGCUGCUGGGCCUGCUUACGGCUACUCACGCUCGGAUUCCCGUGCUGAUUCUGCUUCAGCAGACCCCGUGUCCCGUACUGCUCUCUCCCAGCGGCCCCGUGCCCCCCCUCCCUCCCCUGCUCUCUCUGCUCCCGCCUCUCCCGCCCCUCCCUGCUCUCCCGCUCCCCCCCGCUCCCCGCACCCCCUCUUUCCUCCGACUGGCCUCGUUCCCCCAUUCCCCCUCGCUCCCCUGCUCCCCCUCGUUCCCCUGCACCCCCUCGCUCCCCAAUCCCUCCCCGCUCCCCUGGCCCCCCGCGCUCCCCUGUGCCUUACCGUCGUGCCACUGCUGGUGCCGCCCACUCGCCCCGCCUCCUGCGCUCCCCUGCUCGCUUCAAUCCGCGCUCUCCUUCUCUCACUAAAGACAGCAGCAACGGAAGAGGUGGCGAGGAGAGCAUCAGCAGCCGCAGCAGGAGCAGGAGAAGGAGAAGGAGAAGGAGAAGCCACAGCGGCAGGGGAGGAAGAAGUAGAAGGGGAAGUGUCAGCGGCGCGUAGAACGAGCAGAGGGAACAGAGGGAGCAGAGGUAGCAGAGGGAGUGAUUCCCCAGAAGCAGAUUCUGCUACCGCUGCUGCUGCUGCUGCCGCCGGUACUGGCGGUACUGGUGCUGUUAGCGCCGCUGCUAGCACUGCCAGCUCGCCUCCCACCCGUGCAACCUCCCCUAUGUCUCUCUCCUCCGCCUUCUCCUCCCCUCCCUCCACCCGCCCUUCACCCAUAAUCCGCCCUGCCAACCACCGGCAGAAGCACACCCACCCAUCUCUUCCCACCACCCCUGCCACUGACACUGCCCCCUCUGCCGCUCAUACUGCCCCGUCGCUCGAUGCUGCCGCUUUUUCUAAUGCUGCCACUGAUACUGCUCAUACCAGCACCAGCAGCAUAAGCACUCCCACUGCGGCCCACUCCCGUCUCCCCUACCGUAGCCCCACCCCUCGCUCCUCCCACAAAACCCCCUCGUCUCACAAAACCCCCGCCAACCCCCGCCACGCGCCCGCCUCUAUUAGCAAAUCAGCAGCAAAAGCAGCUGCCUGGAGGGCGUCUCUGGGUGGUUUACCCUCGCGAUUAAGCAUGAAGAUACGCGGAGUGAGGAAAUCCGCUCAGGGGGACGAGGAGUUGAGGGAGCAGGUGCAGCGGUGGGACGGGCGCAUGAGGGAGGAGGCUGGGAGGAUCUGCGGGGCGGCUGCGCUGCCGUUUUUGACAGGGUUUAUGGAGGCGAGUGGCGGGGGAGGGGCGCACAGCCUGGUGGACGCCUACGAACUCAAGGUUCGCCUGCACCAUCUCUUGGAGCGCUGGGCGCUGGUGCAAGACUCCAUGGCGUCUGAGCGCCCCUCGUUGAUCCUCCCGCACCUGUACCUGGGGUCCGCCAUCGCCGCCCGCUCCUUCGCCCUCCUGCACCAUCUGGGUGUGAAGCACGUGGUGACGCUCUGCCCCACUGACCUGCUGGACCCUGAUGCGGAGCAAUCCCCCCUCUUCACCUACCUCGUUCUGCCGAUGCGCGACUCAGACCGGGAGGAUCUGGGAAAGUACAUGGAAGCGACCAGCAGCUUCCUGGAAGCUGCCAUCAGCAAGGGAGAGGGCGUGCUGGUGCACUGCUAUGAGGGCCGCAGCCGAUCGGUGUCCAUCGUGCUGGCCUACCUCAUGACCAAGAGGCUGAUGCCCCUGGCAGAGGCAUGGGUGCUGCUGCACUCCGCCCACCCCCAUGCUGCCCCCAACACCUCUUUCCUCCGCCAGCUAGUGGCGCUCGACCGAAGGCUCUUCCACCCCCACGGCCCUCCGCCUCCUGCUGCCACUGACCCCUCUGCUGCCACUGACCCCUCUGCUGCCACUGACCCCUCUGCUGCCACUGACCCCUCUGCUGCCACUGCUCCCGCUGCCACUGCUGCUCGUACUGCUCCUGCACCUUUCCGCCCACUUCCCUUGAUGCUUCCCCUGGCAAUAGUGGUGGUGCUGGGGCAGCAGACACGGCAGCGCACAGUGUUGCUGCUGAAACGUCCUUUCCGCACUCCUCGCCCACCCUCCUGUCUACUGCUGCUGCCACUCCUCCUCCCACUCUGCCAUCUCCUCACCUCCCCACCUCUGGCCCUGCCUCUGCUCCUGCAGUGGUUGCAUCCUCUGCCCUUCCACGCAUCUCCUCCCCUUCCCCCUCCUCCGCCUCCAACUCCGCCUCCAACUCCGCCUCCCCACCUCGCCCUUCUCCCUCCCUUGGUGCCCUCGGGGCCGAAUGAGCCGGCCCACGGUGCGCGUGUGUGCCGUGUGCGGGAAAGCAGCCGGGCUUAGUAGCGACUCGCUGAGAGCACAUAUGAGGAGGAUGCACCCUGGUACCCCGCUGCCCCGCCCUCUGAAAGCAGCACCCUGAGCUGUCUUUGGAAGUAGUGCUAAGUGUGUGCCAUGUGCCGGAAAGCAGCAGGACUCAGCAGGGACUCGCUGAGAGCACAUAUGGACAUGAGGAGGACGCACCCUGGCACACCGCUGCCCCCUCUGAAAGCAGUGCCGUAACAAGGAAUGUACCCCCCCCCUCCCCCUCCUCACCCCCGCCUCCCCCCCUUGUUCAACUGCUCCUCCUCGGCCCCUUCGUCCUCCUAUGUUGGAGUGCAAGAAGGAUGAGAGUACAGCUGGUUCAUAAUGACAUGCUACAGUAUGCUGCGUGUAACACAAGUGACGUCAUCUCCCAGAGCCACUGUAUAUAAUGACAUGGUCCAGGAUGUUUCUAUGGUGCUGACUCGUUUUUAACUCGAUUAGUUGUUUUAAUCUAACCAAGUUAUCCUUCCAGUGCCAAAAUCCGCAAUCUAC
Closterium sp. NIES-67 is the source of this 9011-nucleotide messenger RNA. The record is from the annotation of a GenBank genome assembly. NCBI's taxonomy places the organism in Eukaryota, Viridiplantae, Streptophyta, Zygnematophyceae, Desmidiales, Closteriaceae.